AAUGUUUGUUUGUUUUUUUUUUUUUUUCUUCGCCUGUUUCGCCGUUGUUUUGUAAAAUUAAUAACAAUUUUUAAAAGUUUUCUUUGAACAUUUUAAUAAAACUCACUAAAAAGUUAUAAAAAAAUUAAUUUUUAGAACUGUUUAAAAAAAAAAAAAAAUCAAAGACAAUCAAUUAAUGUGUAAACUUUUUAUGACAAAUAAAUAAAUAAAAAAGCAUGAUUGUCAAGGUUAUGUUGAUUGUUGAUAUUGUGAUGGCAUUUUUAUAAAUUUUAAAAAUUCAAUAUGUUUUCAUUAACAACAAAAACAACAACAACAACAAUGACAAUGACAACAGAAAAUAUGCUUGUCAAAAAACAAAGAAGUUUUAAAAAAGCUCUGAGUGAUGAUGACAUUGAUGGUCCAACAGUUAAAUUGGAUUACAUAAACAAAUUAAGUGAUGAGUGUUUGGUCAAGAUUUUUAUGAAUAUUCCAAUUCUCAAGCGAAUUGGUCUUGAUAAAGUAUGUUCAAACUGGAAAAGAAUCUAUGAACUUGCAUGGAAUGAUGUUAAAAAAAUAAACUUACAAGAUUUAAAACAAAAAAGGAAAGAUAAAACACAAGCAUUAAUUAUAAAAAUUCUUUUUGACUGUGGUAAAUAUAUCAAGAAGUUGAGUGUUCCAUUUUGCAUUAGUGAAACAACAAUAAUACCAAUUAUUGAUGCAGCAUGUCAAAAUCUCGUUGAGCUUGAAUUAAAUUUUGGUUUUGUUCCAAGUGAUGAAUUUGUGCUUGACGGUGCAUUUACACAAUUUAAUAAAUUAAAAAAAAUAAAAAUACGAGACUCAAAAUAUAAACGUAAUAAACAUGAUGAAAUUGGUAAAUUAUUUGAUUUUAUUAUUCAAGUUCUUCCAGAAGGUAUUGAAAAAAUUUACAUAUCAUCAGUUAAUGGACGAAUUGAGUCUCGAUUAAAUCUUUGCACGGCAUUUAAAAAAUUUCCUUCACUUUGUUGUCUUGUUUUGAAAAAUUGGAAAUUUAAUCAUAAUUUUAAUCCUGUUUAUAAUCAACUGACAAAAACAAAAUCAUUACGUUAUUUGGAUUUGAAAUACACACAAAUUUGUGAUGGAAUUGACGAAGUAAUAAUCAAUCUCAUUAAUCUUGAACAUUUAAAUAUUCAACAUAAUGAUAAAGUUAAUGAUGAAUUAUUAAUCAUCAUUGCAAAUAAUUGCAAAAAAUUAAAAUACCUGAAUAUUGGAUAUUGUCAAGUUUCAAGAGCAAAUCUCAAGUAUGUCAUUAAAACAUUGACACAUAUAGAAAAAUUAAAAAUAAGUGGAAUAAGCUCAGCUGAUAAUAGUGUAAUACCAAUUAUUAAUAUGAGAAAAUUAAAUAGUUUAGAAUGUGCAAAUUGUCCUGAUAUUACAGACACAGGUAUAUUUCAAAUUCUUGAAAAUCAGCCAUGCCUUGAGUAUCUUGAUAUUGCUGGUACAAGUACAACACAAGAAAUUCUUGAACAUGCAUUAAUUAAGGUUGAAUCAAGAAAUGUCAAAUUAAAUUUAUGUAUUGUCACUAGUGAAAAAAAUAUAUUUGAUUUUGAAACGAAUGAAUACAAUGAACCUAAUUGUGAUUCUCUGUCAAAAUUGGAAUUAGCUUUUAAAGAAAAUAUAAAUAAUAUAUUUGAAGAAAAUUCAUAUAUUGAUAAUUACUUUGAUGACUAUGAGCCUGAUAUUAAUUUACCAGCCAACAGUAUGAUAACUAAAAAAAUACGUUCACCAAAUAAUAAAUUGACUGAAAAAAAAACAAAUUUAAUAAAUUGUUUAAAUGUAGAUUGUCUUGCAAAAAUAUUUACAUUUAUUGAUCCAAAUUACAGAUUGUCAUUGAAAUUUGUUUGUAAAAAAUGGAAAAAAGCAACUGAUAUAUCUUGGUAUAAUACUAAAAAAUUAAACAUCAAAAGUAUUGGAUAUGAAGUACCAACAAAAAAAACUGGAGGAAUGUUGAAAAACUUUGGUCCUUAUUUACGAGAAUUAAAUACAACAUAUAAUAAAAUUGAUAUUGAAUUAAUGCCAGCUAUUGAAAAAUAUUGUCGUAAUCUUGUUAAGCUUGAUCUAUCAAUUUUAUUACAAUGGUAUCAUCAUGAAUGUUUAAAAAAUGCAUUUAGUGCAAUGAAAAAAUUGAAGUAUAUCAAAAUUGAUGGUUGUUAUUGUCGAAAGUCUGAAUUAAAUUCACCAAAAGCUUACAUGACUAUUAUGCAAAAUCUUCCUGAUGACAUUGAAGAGAUUCAUUUUAUUUCUCAUGUACCAAUUCGUGUGUCAUCAAAUGAAGCACCUAUGUUUGAAAAAUUCAACAAACUUCGUAAACUUACAAUAAUUCAAUGGCAAAUUGAUUAUGCUAUUGUUAAAAUAAUAUCACAAAAAUCAACAAUAAUUGAUCUUGAUCUUAACCAAUGUUUUUUGACAAAUGAAGGCUUACAAUGGAUUGGUAAUAUGAAUAAUUUGGAAAAUUUAAAUAUUCAACACAUUACAAAUCCAUAUGGAAGUACAUCAAAUGAAGAUCCAUUAAUGAAUAUAUUAUAUGGUUGUAAAAAUUUAAAAUUAUUAAAUAUCGCUGGUUUGAUAUCUUCAACGAAUGCAUAUGAUAAAAUUAAUAGACUAAAAAAACUAGAGAUUCUUAGAAUGAAUAAUGUUGUUGGUGAUGUUCAUGAUGGUAUAUUUAAUAAUAUUUAUAAACUCAAAAUUUUAGAAUGUGCAUCUGUUAAUGGUAUAAAUGAUGAAAUAAUUAUGAAACUUCUUGAAAAUUGUCAAGAGCUUCAAGAAUUAAAUAUUUCAACGACAGCAAUAACAUAUAAAACAAUUGAUUAUGCAUUUAGGAUUGUUGAAAAACGUACAAAUAAUAUUAAGUUGACAAUUACUGCUCAAAGAAAAGUUAUUUGUAAAUUCAUGAAAAAUUUAAAUCCUCAAGACUUAAAAAAUUUUAUUUCAUCCAAUUUAAACUUUAUUGAAAUACGAAAUAGUUUCAGAGAUUAUUACUAUGAUGAUGAUGAUGAUGAUAAUGAUGAUGAUGAUGAUGAUGAUGAUGAGGAUGAAGAUGAGGAUGAUAAUGAUGAUGAUGAUGAGGAUGAAGAUGAGGAUGAGGAUGAGGAUGAUGAUGAUUAUUAUGAUGAUGAUGAUGAUGAUGAGGAUGAAGAUGAGGAUGAUGAUGAGGAUGAGGAUGAUGAUGAUGAUGAUGAUGAUUAUGAAGAAGAAGAACAAGAAGAAGUAGAAGAAGAAGCAGCUGUUAAUGUCCAAGAAGUAAAUGUACAGCAAGAGAUUGGUAUAGAAGAAGAAGAAGAAGAAGAAGAAGAAGAAGAAGAAGAAGACGAAGAAAAAGAAGAAGCUGUUGUUGUUAAUGUCCAAGAAGUAAAUAUACAGCAAGAGAUUGGUAUUGAAAUAGAAGAAGCAGCUGUUGUUGUUAAUGUCCAAGAAGUAAAUGUACAGCAAGAGAUUGGUAUUGAAAUAGAAGAAGCAGCUGUUGUUGUUAAUGUCCAAGAAGUAAAUGUACAGCAAGAGAUUGGUAUUGAAAUAGAAGAAGCAGCUGUUGUUGUUAAUGUCCAAGAAGUAAAUGUACAGCAAGAGAUCGGUAUUGAAAUAGAAGAUUCAAUUAAUGAUUCAGUUUUUCAAAAUAUUGAUACAAGUAUUUAUGAAACUGAUGAACAAAAUAAUCCACCAAUUGAAAUAACAAUCAACGAUAAUAAUAAUGAUAAUAAUCUUAAUGAAUCAGAUGAAGAUAUAAAUCUUCUUGAUGAAAGUGAUUUGGUUUUUCAAAAUAUUGAUACAAGUAUUUAUAAUACUGUUGAACAAAAUAAUCCACCAAUUGAAAUAACAAUCAAUGAUAAUAAUAAUAAUAAUAAUAAUAAUAAUUUAGAUGAAAAUGAAAUUCUUUUUGACGAAGAUGAUUCGGUUUUCCAAAAUAUUGAUACAAGUAUUUUUGAUACUGAUGAACAAAAUAAUCCACCAAUUGACAUUACAAACAACAAUAAUAAUAAUAAUGAUGAUAAUAAUAGAUUAGAUGAAAAUGAAAUUCUUCUUGAUGAAGAUAAUGAAUUAUUUAUGAAUGUAAAUAUGAAUAUUAUCAAUGAAAGAUAUUUAACAAAUGCUGCUGGUAAUCGUAUUGAUGAAGAUGGUAAUCUUCUUGAUGACGAUGGCAAUCUUAUUGAUAGUUAUGCUGAUUAUAUAACUGAUGACUUUUAACCUGGUGUAUUUUGUAUAAUUAACUAUACAAAAAUAGUAAUUAUUGUGAUGAAAAAAAUCAAAAAGACAAAUAGAUUUAUAUUAUUUUUAUUGAGU
This is a messenger RNA of Aphidius gifuensis, 4290 nucleotides long. RefSeq names its product MATH and LRR domain-containing protein PFE0570w-like. Gene Ontology annotation, biological process: SCF-dependent proteasomal ubiquitin-dependent protein catabolic process. Lineage: Eukaryota; Metazoa; Arthropoda; Insecta; Hymenoptera; Braconidae. The transcript has 3 exons. Gene Ontology annotation, molecular function: protein binding. Bases 283 to 4194 code for a protein of 1303 amino acids. Gene Ontology annotation, cellular component: SCF ubiquitin ligase complex. The record is from RefSeq and is a predicted model, not a curated record.